CCUCAACCUCAGGCUCGGGUUUGUGGGCGUAUAUCGGUCUGUAUAUCCGUUACCAUUGACUUUCAUCUUCUUUCUAUGAGAAAAGGCCUCUCCUCACCCUCUUAGCUCACUCAAGGUGUCCGAAGUUCAGAUUGCUGUAGAUGGGAACUAGGGUUCCGGUGCAGCACUACGACCUGAGGCCGGACGCUGUCUCCUACAUCCAGAGCCCACUUGACGACCUCAAUGCCGGGGAGGGACUCGGCGGAGCUAGUGACGAUGUGGACCGAGGAGGCGGUGAUAUCACCGAGGAGAGUCUGGAUAACGAUGAAGAAUCCACCGCCGUUCACUCUGAACUGAGUAACUUCCUCUUGGCCAUCAGGUUCGAUGACGGGAGAGUAGUAGCCCACAUAUCAGACACCAAUACACCAUCUUUAACUGGUCUCAAACUUUUUGGUAAACUUAGAAUCUUCUUUGAAUCUGUGGCAUUGAAUAACUCUCGAAUUCUAGUUUCGUUCCAAUUUCGCCCAUCCUUUGUCAAAAUAGAAGCGACAUUCAUGUACUUUACUCCUUAUGGACGAGAGGAAGUUACUCUCCCGUCAUCGAACCUGUGUAAGAGGCGAAAACCAACACCUGGAUGAUUAAUAAAAAAAACUAUUAAAAGACUUGGAAAGACAGAUGAACAUUGAACAGUUUUAAAACCUAUCGUUUUGUUAGUCCAUGCCUUUCUUACAUUAUCUCCAAAGUCACAACCAACACCACCAUCUUUCUAACUACAAGUGAAUUUGAAGAAGCUGUUCCCUUCUCUGACAGACAGUUUAGUUGCGUUCCCUUGGAUCUGCAAUGUAAUAUAACCAUCACUAUUAAACUUAUAUGUUUUAAAAGUUAACAGUUAACAACUUAACACAGCUCUUGUGUAACACAGUUGCCAGUUUUUUUUUAUGUGUUAAAGGCCAACAUGCAUAAUUUGAUUUAACUAUCCAAGGUCUAUCAGAGCUGGGAGGAAGAUAAGAUUGUGAAAGUAUGAUGGUCAGAGGAAAAAUCCAAACUUCCUGCUCAAGACAGCUUAGUUCUCCAAAAAUGAGCAUAUUAAAUCAUCAUCAUUACCCCAGUGCCGCAAAGGCUCCCACCUAUGGUCAAGGUUUAAAAAGGCGGGUUCGGGUAUCGAGGCGGUUUGUUCUGGAGGAGAGGCAAGGCGUAAGCCUCCAGGUGUAUUGAGGCAUAGGCCUCAAAAUAUACCAAUAGAUGAAACAUAUAAUAGUUAAAACUAAUAAUAAAAAUCUAAAGAAAUAGAUGAUUAUAAGUCCAAAAAGUAUCACACACAAACACAAGUUUAAACACAAGCCAUUAAUCAUCAGAUGACAAAUAAUCAACCAAAAUAUUUUCCUCAUCAUUGGUUAGGGAACUUAAUUUAAGGAUUCCAUCUUUCAUCUUGUCAAACCUUGCCCAGUUCUAGGAAAAGAUGACCAACAACUUAGUACAAGAAGAAAGAGGAGAGAGGGAGAAGAUAAGAGAAUUAAUCCAGGAAUUUCUUAAGUCACGGCCGAUUAAAAGACUUGUUAGGGGUUUAGUUUGGACAAUGGAUACAUGUUUCAUGUAUGGGUCUUUUAUUAAAUACUACUUAAAUUAAUCCAGGGAUUUCUUAAGUCACAGUCUAUUAAAAAUAUACUACCUCCAUCCCGGUGGACUUUGCCAAGUGCAAAGUUGGUGAGAAAUAAGAAUAGUAAAAACUGUGUGGUUGAGAUUUGUGCAGAGGAGAGAGAAAUGUGCAGAACCACAAAUUAGUUACUUUAAUAGGAAAGUGGCAAAGUUUUUUGGGACAACCAAAAUGACAAAGUUGGCAAAGUCCAAUGGGACGGAGGGAGUAGAAACUAAGGAACCCACGCCUCAAAAAACGCCUUAAGGCACGCCUCAAAAGUUGAGGCGUAAGCCUUUUGACAUGCGAUAAAAACCUAAGCCCUGAUGCCUUCUCUAUACACCUCAACUUGAGGCGCACUCUGUAAACGCCUUUUUAAACCAUGCCUACGGUGGGGUAAGGGGGGUCGGAUGUAUGUAGUCUUAUCCCUGUACUAAAUCAAAAAGAGACUGUUUCGGGAUGACCCAUAGUAAAAAUCGUGUAAAAAAUUACAUGGAUUGAUUGCUGCUUCAUAACAAAGAAGCGCAGACAGUUUAGUGAGCCAUUUUGCUUUAUUCCAUCAUAUUCCCAAGCCAGAAAAUUGUGAGUCUUUGGCUCUAGAUGGAAAUCCAAAGCAUAUUAAAUAAUUAUACAAAACCAAUUCAUCUUCAAUCUUGUGGUGCACUUCACGACCCGUGACCUUCUUGCGACGCUGAUAAGUCUGUCCAUAUACAUCAGUAAAAGAAUGAUUCUCUUUCUAUAUUAUAACUUCUUCAAGGUAUUGUGAAUGGUUCUGUUUCCAGAUGACUUCAAAGUUCAAACUAAUUCUUUUGAACCCCAUUGCUCAGUUAGCUUUAACCUAUCUAACAUGGCUGGCUACUAGUAAUUAGUUGUUAAAGUAUGUAUG
Messenger RNA from Cuscuta epithymum, 2498 nucleotides. The record is from the annotation of a GenBank genome assembly. NCBI's taxonomy places the organism in Eukaryota, Viridiplantae, Streptophyta, Magnoliopsida, Solanales, Convolvulaceae.